UGAGGCUGUAAACAGAACACAGAGGAUUUUACAUCUUUCAGAGCGUCAUUACUCGUAGCCUUCGUGGUCCAUCAUGAGCGGUAUUCCCUCUGAAUCACAGCCAAGAGAGCCCCUUGAAGGAGAAAGUGGCGGGCAUUCGCUUGGUGGUGGAGGUGCGGGUUCGAAACAACUGACUUCACAAGAGUUGCGGGAGCAGCGGCUGGCCCGCUUCGGCGGAGGAAGUUCUACACCAAAGGGGCAGGCAAAGAAAAUUCUACCGAAGAGUGCACCGAGGAUGAAAGGAGUGCAUCCCGCUGACAAGAUCUCGAAGCCGCAGCCAAUCUACACUGAUUCUACUCCGAAGAACAAAAGGAGCGUAACCGGUUUCGCUAACGAAAGCUGUACGAAACCUUCGAUGACUGCUGAGGAAACAACCCCCAUCCCAUCACAAAAUCGUAUAGAACCUUUUGUYGCAAGCAAAGGCGAUAAUUACAAACGAGAAGAUGAUCAGACUGUGAAGCAUAGCAACAUUCGUAGCAAUAUAAAAGAUAACAAGACAUUGGACUCGGACAGCAUUGUGUCUUUCGACACGGACCAAUUGGCACUGCUGAUGCAGGAAGAAGAGGAUCUGCAACGUGCUAUUGCAAUGUCAAUSGGAGCUCCCAUACCUUCAUCGACUGGACCAAUGAAUUGUGGUGAUAUUGACCCGUUGCCUGUUUCGGAUGGCAUCAYAGAAGGAAAACAGUCGCAGACUACGAUCAGCAACGAUAUGUUGGCUACUGCAGCGAUGGUCGUUGCAACAGCACCAGCGACAACUACACCGAUAACACCAACAACUCCAAUGCAGAUUGAUGAAGAGAACCAUGACGUGGUGAUGAAAAAUGAGGAUAGAGAAUCGCCAAUGGUUGAAUSCAAAGCAAACGCUGAUCCUACCACGGCACCGGCUUCUCCUAGUCGGAUUUGCCUCAAGGACCCUAGACAUCUUUCUGGUAGAGUCCUCACCUGGUACAUGACCGCGGCACCCUUCAAUGUCCUCGAUUUUCACGACUGCAUGUGGGACAAGGAUGUGACCGUGGAACAUGAUCAAAAGCGGUGGUUGGCUCAGGGGAUUCAAUUCAAGCACGAGCACGGCGAUGGCAAUACAUCUUCGACCAGGGUGGCAGCGGGGACUCUCACGGCGACAAACGAGACCACGGAUACGUCCUCGUUGCUCGCAGCGAUUAUUUCUGGCCCCGGAGGUGAGUGUUAGCUAUGUUUAGACACGAAAAAUUCGGCAUGAAAAGGAUCACCAAUCUUUAUCAGUUCUUKUCUUUCUGUCAUUGUCCCUGCAUAAUUUUGCCUCACAUGACAUCCCAAUUCCCCUCUAUYGUGCUUUUGCUUUGCUCCUGUUCUAGUUUGGUGUCUGACACAGCAACAUGGUGGACCCUGUGGCGUUUUGGCGUCGAUUCAAGCGGAACUUCUAGCAAUUUUGUUGUUUGGUCCCCGAACCGUACAUCCACUUUCGAUGAUAAGCAUUGAUUUUCCAACGAGUUUAUCGACAGAAUUCACUAUGGCUGCACCAGAUAUGUCACGGUCGAAAAUGAGGCAAGUCCUGGCGUUAAGCAUGGGAAUGAUACUGGCAAGAGCCAGCCUGAAACCCUCGGCAGCCUUGGAAGACGAUACCAACCGCGAAAAUCGAAACAACGAAAAUGUCGAUGCCAAAGAAAACGACAGCCAUCCAAUGUGCCUUUCGCGUCCAGAACCAACUGUGACCUUAAUCCUACCUAAAAACGAGUUAUGGAAAACCACGAGUCAUUUGGAAUGGGAACAUUUAGAACCGUGGAAUGACAAAGAGGGAGGCGGGGGUMUGUCAGAGCACUUGCUAAAAUACACAAUAUCUCUGAACAAGAACCCUUCCACAGGGGAAAUCGACAAAACUGCGGUAAAACGGCAAAAGCACAACUCUGAUAUUGAUAUGGACGAAACUUGUAGAGAGCUGGCUCACGCGACAGCUGAGUUCCUGUUAGAAACGAACAGUCUGGAUUGGUUCCAAAGAUCUGGUGGGGUAUUAUUAAUGGUUAUGAGUCUUGCUGCCAGUAGAGGUAUUCCCAUGUUGCAGGGYGAUAUGGACGAUGUUACACGAAAAUUAACAACCAGGUUCGGAUAUUGYUCACAAGAGCUGAUAAAUCUUUUGCUUGCGGGACAGGGAGGUACGUUCUGGCACGCUUGAUAUGAUCACAAUAGGGAUUCAUGGACUCAUAUCACUAUACUCUAUUGAAGCGCGACACGUGAAAAUGGUUGAGAAAAWUGCGUUGUGCRCUCAUCCUUUUUUCAACAUCGUUCCAAUAUGUCUUCGCUCCAUUUAAAAAAAAGUCUCCAACGUUUUCGAUCACACGCAACGACUAUCAGAAGAAAUGGUUUUUCGUGGAAUCCAGUCCCAACCAUCGAUUGGAUACCUGACGCAAGUCGAAGCGACUGGACAUUUGGAAGUAGGCGGGUUUUACAAGACUCCUCGUUUUCCAGUUUGGGUCAUCGGGAGCACGAGUCAUUUUUCAGUAAUGUUUGGGGAUGGGAGUGCACUAAAAGAGUCCACUUCGGAUGUACUGCUUGAUAAAGUUAGACGUGCCUUCAAAAGAAUGGGAGGCGGUGCCGCUGAAAAUGGGGUGAUGCAGAGCAACCAACUAGGGGAGUUCUUCAAGAAUGUUGGUUUGAAUAAUAUAUCUGAUAAUGAGGUGCAGAUGCUCGCAGCGUUCAUGGAUAGGUUUGGCCAAGGAAUAAUACUCUGGGAUGAUUUAUGGAAGAGAACUAGCCGACUACUUACUGGUGCAAGUAUCGGAUCGAUAUUGGACGGAACAGACGAUACACACGAUUGCAACAGAAGUAGCAGCAACGCUUCGGCAGUGACGGGUGAUAGUAAUGCAGCCACAAUUCAUGUGCCCACACGUGAUCGCCCUCUAUCAGAUGAAGAGUUAGCACGAAAAUUACAGGCGGAAUGGAAUGGUACAAGUAUAGAAAAUGUUGCUUCCCCAUUCCCAAAACCCAGUGUUACAAAAGGAAAAAAUGAUAUACCUGUGGCUCGCGAAAAGUUUGGACGCACCUUUCAACUAUAUCACUAUAAUGGUUUAAGAGGUGGYUACUUUAAGCCCUUUCGGGUAACAAGGCUGAGUGCAGACGAAGCUAUCGGAGCAAGCAUUUCUUUGGGUGGUUCUAAUCAGAUGUCAUUUGGUGCUGGAGGGUUUGAAGAAGGGUUAGACUCUGUGCUACGUACGAAAUGGCCAGAUUGUAAGAUAAAUUGGCUUGGKGGAUCUCCCCCAAGCAUACAUUGAUUUCCUUCCCUGCCUUGCGACUAGCAGAUUCAUUCAACCGAAAAAAAAGGAAGAAAAUAUUUAAAAUCUGAAAAAUAUUUCUAUGGGAGGUCGAGGCGGCGACGGGAAAAAAUUGAGUCAGAACUUCAGUUGGCAACAUGCAACGGGAAAAGAAGUAAAUUUUUGUUUUUUUGAACGACCCAAUGGGUGAUUCCUGUUAAUCUAGAURAUCUAAAAACUAGAUACUAUACUUUUGAUYGCUCAGAUUUUUGUUGAAAGGAAGGAAUCAUUAAAAAGUGGGAGGUUCUUUUUUGGCACUCAGCCAUCACCAGCAGUAAGGGUUGGUGGAACAAUCUUAAUUAAACAACCAAUGGAAA
Messenger RNA from Pseudo-nitzschia multistriata, 3640 nucleotides. The record is from the annotation of a GenBank genome assembly. Lineage: Eukaryota; Bacillariophyta; Bacillariophyceae; Bacillariales; Bacillariaceae.